This is a messenger RNA of Paramecium sonneborni, 1564 nucleotides long. NCBI's taxonomy places the organism in Eukaryota, Ciliophora, Oligohymenophorea, Peniculida, Parameciidae. The record is from the annotation of a GenBank genome assembly.
AUGUUAUAAAGUGAUAAUCUUGAAUAUGUGGAUUAAAUCAACUCUUGGAUAGAUCUAGGCAAUCAACUUAUCAAAUCAGCACCAAAUCAAUAAAAAUAAUUCACUAAAGAAUUGAGAGACAAACUUAAAAGUGGAAGUAACCUUUAAAUAUUUUUUUUUAGAUUAUUAAAAACCUGCUCCAAUUUAAAAGAUGGUGUUGCCUUAUCUUUUAUAAGAGAAAACUGAAGAAAGAUUUGUUUAUAUUAAAUCCCCUACUGGAACAGGUAAAACAUUAGCAUUUAUACUGCCAAUUAUAUUUUUCUUUGAUAAAGACUAUAUUCAAUAAUUUUAUUAAGCAUAAUAAGAGGGACCUGUUUAAUAUUAUCCAUAUGCUAUUAUUUUGGUUGCCACUCAUGCUCUCUUAGCAUAAAUUUAAAAAGACUUUAUAGGCGCUACUCCAGAUAGUUUAUUAAAAGAAGGAUUUGUAUUAAUUGUAAAUAUUUUAGAAAGUUUAACAUUUUGAUAAAGGUUAAGAUGAAAGUAUUAUUAUGGGUCAUGUACUUUGUGGAGUCCCAUAAAGUAUACUAAGAUUAAUACAAAAAAAAACUAUUAAUCUUAAAAAUGUUAGAUUUAUUGUUGUUGAUGAAGCAGACAAUACAAUUUUAAAUGAUAAAAAUUAGAAAGUUAUUCAAAUUAUAUCAAAAUUUUUAGAAUCUAAUAAUUUAAGAUGGAAAAUAAUAUCUUGUGGAGCAACUAUGGAAGUUUAGGAAUUAAAAGAACUUUUUAUUACUUAAUUAGGAGAGAAAAAAUAAGAUUAAUAAGAAAAUUAAUCGUUCUUUAAUUUUAAAUAUUUUAAUUUUUAAAUUGCUUUAGAUAACAUUUAUCAUUAUUAUGAUGACACUGCUGACAGAGAAGAGGAUAUGUUAUAAAAAAUGGUUUCAGUUAUUAAAGAUACUUUUAAAACCUUUUCAGAAGCAUAAAUAAUGAUAUUUUUUAAUGCAAAAACUAAAUGUCAUGAAACAAAAUUAUUAUUAAUGAAUGAUCCUUAAUUAAAAUUUUUAGUUGAAGAAAAUUAUCUUUGUGAAAUAGUUUAAGACGGUCUUCAAGAUUAUGCUACAGCUGAAGAAAUGAGAAAAUCUUAAUAAAAAAUAGUAGAUGAUUUUAAAAAUGGGUAGAUUUACAAUUUAUAUAUAGUGUAUACAAAAUAAUGUUCUGCUCUGAUUUAAUGGGUAGAGGAAUGAAUUUUAGAAAAGUGAGAUUAGUUAUUAAUUAUGGGGCACCAAGAGUUAAACCAUAUGGUGAAUUUGAUUUAAAUAGAUAUAAUCAAAGAGUUGGAAGAACUGGAAGAAUGGAAGAUCUUGGAGUAGCUUUAACAAUUUUAAAGUAUUUAUGCUAUUUUAAUUGCUUAGUAAAUCUUUAAAUUCAAGUAUAUCUGAUUCAGAAUUUAAAGAUUUUAUUGAAAAAAAAAUCUCAAACUUAAUUGUCAAGAAGUAUGAAACUACAGAUUUUUUCAAAUAAUUAAAAGAUGUGUAUACAAAAACACAAUAAAAAUAAAAAUGAGAUCUUAUUAAAAAAUAUAAAACAA